AUGUCUAAUGUUGUUCAAAAGGGGGAGGAAGAAGAAGAACACCCGUUACAAACUGGAUGGUCAUUAUGGUAUGAUAAGAAAAUGCCCAAGAAGAUUGACGUUGGAACGUACCAGUCAAAUUUGCAAAAGAUUGCCAUUUUCAGCACGGUGGAGGAUUUUUGGCGCCACUAUAUUCACGUGAAGCGUCCAUCGCAGCUGAACCGAGAUGUGAAUUUAUACUUGUUCCGUGACCAAUCCAACUGCGCUCCGAUGUGGGAAGCAUUCCCGCAGGGAGGUUGCUGGAUUUUAAAGAUCAAGAAAAAAGCCAAUGUGCUUGGAAAGAUGUGGCAAGAUUUGGUUUUUGCUGCCAUUGGUGAGGCCUUUGAGCAGCUGGAUGUCGUGGGCAUUGCCGUGGCCAUCCGCUCGAAAGAAGAUAUGCUGUCCGUUUGGAAUGCCGACAAUUCAGAUGAUAGCACGCGCUUUGCUAUCGGAGAAAAGCUGAAGGAAAUCCUCAUGCUAGACUCUAAUACGUUGGUGGAGUACAAGUUUCACGCAAACUCUAUCCGGGACAUGUCGACCUUUCGCAACGCGAAGCCGUACGUAUUUGCUGCUGCGACGCCAGUUUCAACCAAUUAA
Peronospora belbahrii is the source of this 615-nucleotide messenger RNA. NCBI's taxonomy places the organism in Eukaryota, Oomycota, Peronosporomycetes, Peronosporales, Peronosporaceae. The record is from the annotation of a GenBank genome assembly.